ACGCGCUUUCAUUAGUACAAUUUCAAAAAUUAAUAUCUUUAUUAAUAUUGCAAGAAUCGCUAAACAGUAUAGGACUUCUGUAUUUAUUUCAAUUCUAUCUAUCUUCCUGUACAAGAUUUGAGAAACCUCGCGGCAUACCCUGUAUAUCCGUAUAUUAGAAAAUUAUAUAAAUUAGCAGAGAAACAAAAGUCGACGGAGCGUGGCACAGAAAAUGGAGGAUCCCUCUAAGCCUUUACGACGGCUCGCACGUGAGCCAUGAUACUUUUCGCGGUUUUGGUUCUAAUACCGUAUUUUUGCCCGAUUUCCCUGGUGACCGGUGUUGAAACGAUCACGACGUCAUGGGAGUCUGCGACCAAUAAGCCGGCGGUUCGCAUCGUCGGCGGGGAAAUCACCAGCAUCAAGAAUUAUCCAUUCAUCGUAUGCGUGCGACGUGCCCAUUUUUCUCACGCACACAAACGGUUGCUCGACAACACUUGGGCAACGGAGAAUCCACGCCAUUUCUAUGUAAUAGCCGGUGCGACCUACGUGUAUUUACCAAAUUGGGGUUCCAUGCAAGUGGAAUUAGUAGACAAGACAUUGCCGCACACAGAGUUUCGAUUCUCAGACAUGCGAAACGAUAUUGGAUUGUUCAGGCUGAAGAAACCUCUUUACAGAAACGCGUACGUUCAAUACGUCACACUUCCAUUGGUAUACAUCACUGAUAUAUUCCAGAAAUAUACGAAGGAUUGUGUAGCGAUUGGAUGGGGUCGACACAUACCUAAUUUAAACCAAGGAAGUGGUACAUAUUUGCGACACGUUCGAAUUCCAUUAAUCUCGCCUAACAAAUGCCCUAUGCCAAAUGUGCACAAACAAAAGCAAUUAUGCGCGGGUGUAUUGGAAGGUGGUCGCGACGCCUGUCAGGGUGACAGUGGUGGACCAUUAUUAUGCGACGGAACGCAAGUUGGUAUUGUCUCUUGGGGCGAAGGAUGUGCUCGUCCGAAUACAGCGGGUGUUUAUUCUCGUGUGGAUUUUUAUUUACAAUGGUUAAACGAAACUAUUGUUCAAAAUGAAGCCACGAAAUACUCUUUCCAAGACAUUAUAAUUGUUUGCGUCUUAUUGCCUGUAUAUUUUAUCGAUACAUUGAUUAUUUCGUUCUCCUCGUCUCUCGAGAAUGAACAGUUACGAGUGAAAGUGAUCUGGGCCUGGAUGACGCACGCGUAUCUGAGUCCCAACAGUCUACAGACUGCAGUCAAAGGAAUCGGUACUGUAUUUACUAUGUGUAAUCGGCGAUAUCGGAGUGAUUAA
This is a messenger RNA of Cyphomyrmex costatus, 1284 nucleotides long. RefSeq names its product cationic trypsin. Gene Ontology annotation, biological process: proteolysis. Lineage: Eukaryota; Metazoa; Arthropoda; Insecta; Hymenoptera; Formicidae. The record is from RefSeq and is a predicted model, not a curated record. Gene Ontology annotation, molecular function: serine-type endopeptidase activity.